This is a messenger RNA of Anopheles coustani, 504 nucleotides long. Its product is annotated as proton-coupled amino acid transporter-like protein CG1139. Gene Ontology annotation, cellular component: vacuolar membrane. Bases 1 to 504 code for a protein of 167 amino acids. The record is from RefSeq and is a predicted model, not a curated record. The transcript has 3 exons. Lineage: Eukaryota; Metazoa; Arthropoda; Insecta; Diptera; Culicidae. Gene Ontology annotation, biological process: amino acid transmembrane transport. Gene Ontology annotation, molecular function: amino acid transmembrane transporter activity.
AUGGGUGUGGGAAUCCUAUCGAUGCCAUACGCCAUACGGAAUGGAGGACUUGUUUUUGGAGUUAUUGGAACGUUUCUUCUAAGAUUAUUCUAUUCACAUUGUGUGCGUCUACUGGUUGGCACCGUAUAUAAAAUUUGCCAAAGAGAUCGUGUCCCUAUGUUGACAUAUGCUCAAACUGUUGAUCGUGCGUUUGCUCUUGGUCCACUCAGGACAAGGCCGUUAGGCAAAAUAUUGAAGUCUUUUACCGAUUACUACCUCAUGAUUACGUUACUACCUCUACACGGCGUUAUCAAUAGUAGGACUGAUCUCGACUGGGACGUCCGAAUCUUUAUUGUAUUUGUCGCGAAACCAGCGAUUGUGAUAACCCAUGUGAGGGAGAUCAAAUAUCUGGUCCCAUUCUCGGCCAUCGCGACGAUCCUGAUUACAUUACAUCUUAACAUUACAUUUUUAGAGAACCUCUUUCUACUGACGUUCGGGAUCUAUUUCCAACAUUUAGUUCGUUGA